AUGGUAGGAGGGGGGAAGCCGAGAGGAGGACGGGGGGAGGGAGGCAGGCAGGCAAGGCAAGGCAGACAGAAACUCGGGGCGCUCCUCUAGACAACGGGGAGCGCUGCUCUUGGUUGCCGAAGAGAAGCGUCUCCAGUUCGAAGCAUCCCCCUCCGUCUCUCGUUCGCGGUUUAAUGUGUCAGAGCGGCGUUUGAUUGCCGUCGCCACCUGGACAUUAUUUAUAACCGACGCAAAAAUUGGAUGGGACGCACCGCCGAGCCGAGCAGAGACACUCCCGGAAAUAACAUGCGUACUCUCAGCCCGUCACGUAGGCUCACUGAGGAUUUGCGUUGCUGUGCGGCUGCCGUAGAUGUCCCACGCUGUCUAAAUAUGUUUAAAAGGAGCACAGAAACAAACACAGAGCUCUAGAGUGACUGGUGAAAUCAGAGCAGACGAAGGAUUGGGGACAUGAUACUUGCAGCGAUCCUCUCCGUAAGAGGAAGCAGCGGCUCAGUUAGAAAAUGAAGCAAGGACGUGAGGUACGUGUGCACCCAGCAGACGACCAGAUCAAAUGGAGAGUUUGGGGCUGACGGAGCUCUUGAAGUCAAACUCUACCCUUGGAUCCAUCGUCUUUUCAGAGUUGCAGGACAGAAGAAGCCAGCAGACAGAGAUCCACAGCUCAUACCGGGCAGACAUGGGUCUAAACGGUUUCUGCGCAGGGCCCGCCGGGACUCAGACGGCUGCCGAGCUGCUCGCUGACAUGGCCUCGCAGACAAACUCCCCAGGGAUCACCAGCCCAACGAAGCAGUCCAAAAGUGGCGUGCCGCUUUACAACGGUGGGGUUGGGUCUCCGUCGGCCACCGUGGAGGCCAGCCAGGCGGAGGUUUUGGCCCACACGCCGCCCGGCUACCCGGCACAGGUGAACGGGAUGGCCGCUAAGACGAGUGGCACUGUCUGUCCGUUCAACGGCAGAGGCCUUACGGUGGAGAAUGCGGACAGGACUGGUCACGAGAAAUGUUCUUUAGGAAUGAGGCGAAUCAGCGAGGACCUCAAAGUAAGGCAGGCGCAUCAGUUGAAGAGGAAGAAUGGGGAGAGCUGGGACAUGGGAUCAGAAAUCCUUAAUGGUCAUGUGAUGGGCUCUCCGGGGUUAGGAGGCUCAGCAGACCCAGCUUGUGGAGCAGGGGAGUUAGAUUUUAAGCGGAGGAAAUUGCCAGAUGGAAGUAUUGUUAGCAAGCCAUCAGAGCCCCGUAGAGUGACCCGACCGGUCGCCCCAGUAAGAGUCACUGUCAACAGCAACAGCGCCGGCUCUUAUACCCAGCCAAGCUAUGCCCCUGAUAAUGCUAACCUGCACAACGGACAUUGCGCUGCACCGUCAGACCCUCUGGCUAUACCAAGCCUGCCCUCCAUUCCAGCCAUGCUGCCUCCUGCGGGGACUGGAUGGUCAUCAGAGCGUGUCGCCAGGCAAUAUAUCAUCCCCUGCAUGAAGUACUAUGGUAUUUGUGUGAAGGACAACUUCCUUGGCAGGCAGCUGGGCGACAAGGUCCUGGAGGAGGUGGAGGUCCUGAACCAGAGCGGGAAGUUCCGGGGCGGACAGCUGGUGAGCCAGAAGAGCAUUCCCUCCCGCAGCAUCCGGGGUGACCAGAUUGCCUGGGUGGAGGGGCAGGAGCCCGGGUGCCACAGCAUUGGAACCCUGAUGGCUCACAUCGACGAGGCUGUCAUGUACAGUGCUGCCAACGGGCAGCUGGGGAACUGUGUCAUCAAUGGACGCACUAAG
This is a messenger RNA of Fundulus heteroclitus (mummichog), 1753 nucleotides long. RefSeq lists its product as uncharacterized. Gene Ontology annotation, biological process: cellular response to hypoxia; peptidyl-proline hydroxylation to 4-hydroxy-L-proline. Gene Ontology annotation, cellular component: cytoplasm; nucleus. Gene Ontology annotation, molecular function: peptidyl-proline 4-dioxygenase activity; ferrous iron binding. The record is from RefSeq and is a predicted model, not a curated record. NCBI's taxonomy places the organism in Eukaryota, Metazoa, Chordata, Actinopteri, Cyprinodontiformes, Fundulidae.